CUGUGAAGACAGCAAUGAGAGAGGAUGUAUCCGCAUGUCAAUGGAAAUUGAAUACGCCGACAACUUAUUCUCCGUCAAUUCUUCCUACGAAUGCUACGUUGAGCUGCAACCACCUCAACACUUUUCACCAAGAUUGUCAACCAUUGAAUAUGGUACGCCCGCCGGUGUCGUGCCAAUGUAGUUGCCCCAGUCAAAAAUGGUAUCCCUUGGGUGGAUAUGGAGUGAUCCACACUCUCAACUAUAUCCAGACUGUGUCAUUUCACAUUCCGAACUUGCCAGAGUACAUGGCUGUGGGUUACGUUGACGGCCUUCCCAUUUCACACUACGACAGCGAGAGCGGGAAAACAAAAGUCAAACAGGAGUGGAUGAAGAACAUCACAGCCGAGGAGCCUCGCUACUGGGAGGAAGUGACACAGAUCAAUAUUGCUAAUCAGCAUAGCUCCAAAGUCCACAUACAUACUUUUCAAGAGCGCUUCAACCAGACGGGAGGUCUUCACAUGAUCCAGGAGACGGGUGGCUGUCAAUGGGACGAUGAGACCGACCAGGUGGAUGGUUGGACUCACCACGCUUACAAUGGAGAAGACUUCAUAUGGUUUGAUUUGAAGGGACUGAGAUGGAUCGCCGUCCAGCCGCGAGCUGCCGUCACCAAACACGAGUGGGAUCGAUUGGGACGUGUAGAACACAGGAAGCAUUACAUUACCAAGAUUUGUCCUUCAUACUUGAAGAAGUACGUGAGCUUCGGGAGGGACGUCCUGAUGAGAACAGAACUCCCGCGGGUGUCCCUGCUGCAGAAGACGGCGGGCUCGCCGGUCACCUGCCACGCCACCGGUUUCUACCCCAGGGCGGCCGUCCUCUUCUGGAGGAAAGACGGCAAGCAUCUGGACGAGAACGUGGAGAUGGACGAGAUCCUCCCCAACCACGACGGGACCUUCCAGACCGGCGCUCGCCUCCUCGCGGUGGACGAAGGCGCUCGCUACGAGUGCGUCUUCCAGCUGGACGGCGUCCCGAAGGACGUGGUCACCCCGCUGGACCUCGCCGAGGUGUUGAGCAACGAGCGCAUAGAAGCGCAAGCAAGGAGAAAGACGGCGCUGGCCGUCGCCAUCCCAUCGGUCCUCCUCUCUCUGGGUGUCGCCAUCACGGUCUUUGUCGUCAAGCGUAAACAAGCCAAAUACACGCCAGCUCGUCACUUCCUGUUGAUUUGAAGUCACUUCAUGUUGAUUUUGGGUCACUUCCUGUACACGGGGCCGGCCCAGGCCAUUUGGGGGCCCUGAGCAAAAUAAUGCAAAGGGGCCCAUAUUUUUGGCCCACCAUUUCGUCACAGUGUACUGUGAUCUUUUGUGGUGACGUCACAUCCGGUGAGUGUAUAGUUUGUUUGUUAGCACUGCUACUAGUCGCUAAUCUCCUAGUGCUCCUCAAUUUGUUUUAUCCCACGGACACAUCGGAGAAUCGAUCCUAGGCUGGUUCGGCUCUCCUAGUGCUCCUUAAUUUGUUUUAUCCCACGAUUUAACAGGUCGUGGGUUAAAACUACUCUACUCUCCUCUUUAGCUCUAUCUUCCUAGCCUAGCUUAUCCGAGCUAUGGCUAGCCCUCUGCCUUCUUCCUCCCGUCUUUUCUGCUCAGUGUGCCGUAUGUAUAGCGAGCACCCUGGCUCCUUCGUCGAGGACAGUAGUAGCUGUAGGAAGUGUAGCUUAGUCUCAGGGUUGGAGACCAGGGUUUCUGAGCUAGAAGCACGGCUCUGCACUCUAGAGACGAAAGCUAGUCCUAGCUAUAGCCAGGUAGUGGCAGGGCCCGCAGGUCGUGCUUGCAGUAGUAGGAUUGCUAGCGCAGUUAGCCCCCCAGCGAGCCCCGUGCAGCCGGGGGAAAUUAAGGACGGAUUUGUGACUGUACGGGGGAAGCGCAGUGGUAAACGCACAACCUUAGUGCACCAGCAGCUUCACGUCAGCAAUAGGUUUGCCCCCCUCAGCGACACACCGGCUGAACCAGACACUCUCGUAAUUGAAAGCUCCAUAGUUAGAGACGUGAAGCACCCGGCGGUGUCUGUCAGGUGUUACCCAGGGGCCAGAGUCGGUGACAUCGAAGGAAACCUCAGGCUCUUAAAGCAGAGUAGGAAGAGGUUCCGCCGUAUCGUGAUUCACGCAGGCGGUAACGACGCCCGGCGGAGACAGUCUGAGGUGCUUAAAUUAAACGUAGCCUCGGUGUGUGAACUUGCUAAGUCGAUGGCGGACACCGUAGUUUUCUCUGGUCCUCUGCCUAAUUUGGGCAAUGAUGAGAUGUACUCUAGAUUCUCAUCAUUUAACCGCUGGUUGUCUAGAUGGUGCCCAGAAAACGAUAUAGUCUUUGUUGAUAACUGGCACGCGUUUUGGGGCAAGCCCGGGCUCAUGCGCCGAGACGGCAUUCAUCCGGCUUGGGACGGUGCUGCUCUCUUAACUCGAAAUUUGGCCGCCAAACUAAGUCUCCCAAAGUGACACUUCAGAGUGGGGGCCCGGGCGCAGUGUUGUAGUGUAAAACACAACUCUGUUAGUAGUGACCACUCGCCUCUUUCCGAGCUGUCACAAAUCCAAAAUUCAGGACAGAAGAUAGAGACUGUGUCCGUGCCUCGUAUAGUGAACAGGGGAAAACAGAGUACUAUAGGAACGAGACCAAAGAACUUAAUACAUAUAGCCCCUGAUAGCAGUGAAAAUAAAAUAGCUCUUAAUAAAUAUAUAAAAUGCGGAUUAUUAAACAUCAGGUCAAUCUCGCCCAAAUCUCUGUUAGUUAAUGACUUAAUUGGGGAUUAUAAUAUUCAUAUUUUGGCCCUGACUGAAACUUGGCUUCAGCAGGAUGACUUUGUUAGACUUAAUGAAUCCACACCCCCAAGUCACGUGAAUUUUCACACAGCUAGAAGCACGGGCCGUGGAGGGAGGGUGGCAGUAAUAUCACACUCUUGUUUAGGUAUGAGCCCAAAAAGUAAAUCUAAUUACAUUUAUAACUCCUUUGAAAGUCUAGCACUAUCAAUUAUAGACGCUAACUGGAAGAACCAAAAACCAGUUCUUUUCAUAGUGGUUUACCGUCCCCCUGGUCCCUACUCACAGUUUUUGUGAGAUUUCUCUGACUUUUUAUCUAGUAUUUUGCUAAGCUGGGAUAGAAUUAUAAUUGUAGGGGAUUUUAAUAUACAUGUUGACAAUGAAGGUGACUCCCUUGGUAAGGCCUUUAAUGACCUACUAGAUGGGACUGGCUUCAUUCAAAAUGUAAAUAAACCAAAUCAUAGUCACAAGCACACCCUGGACUUGAUUUUAACCUACGGUACGGAGAUUAGUGAUCUUAGUGUCCAUCCCCACAACCCCGUACUGUCUGAUCAUUUUCUAAUUACCUUUCAGUUUGUGCUUCAAGAUAAUCCGCCACUAGUGACUAGAACUCAGAUGAAAAGGACAUUAGGUGAUCACUCUGUUUCAGAGUAUAAACAGAUAAUUCAGCCUAUAUUUGCCUCCAUGUCAUCUAAUUAUGAAGGAAUAAUGUCCGGCCUUGCUGUUAAUGACGAGUUUGUUGAUCGUGUUAUGUUUACGCUUCGUACUACCCUCGAUGUCGUCGCUCCCUCCAAAUUAAAGUUUGUCAAGCCGAGACGAGCCUCUCCCUGGUAUAAUGCUGAAACGCGCUCUCUUAAACAAUCGACACGUAAAUUAGAAAGACUUUGGCGCCGUUCAAACACAGAGCACACCCUCUCUGCCUGGAAACACAGCUUAGUGACAUAUAAGCAGGCCUUGCGUACGGCUAAAACCAGAUAUUACUCAUCCUUAAUAGAGGAAAACAAAAAUAAUCCUAGGUUUCUGUUCAGCACUGUAGCAAGGCUGACAAACAGUCACACCUCAAUAGAACCUUAUAUCCCAACCACCCUUGGCUGUGAUGACUUCCUAAAAGUUUUUAACAAUAAAAUCGCAACUAUUAGAAAUAAAAUAAAUGACUCACUUCCAGUUAUUAGGUCUGAUAAAGUGCAGACAAAGAAUUCGGAAUCUCCUAUAAACCCCUCUAAAAUAUUAAAUAACUUUACCACUGUAGACCAAAUUGAUGUAACUUCAAUUAUAAUGUCCUCCAAACCAUCAACGUGCCUCCUCGACCCAAUCCCAACCAAACUUUUUAAAGAGACCCUGCCUCUAACUAUUGACACUAUCUUAAAUAUAAUAAAUACCUCAUUAGUUACUGGCUACGUGCCGCAGUCCUUUAAAUAUGCAGUUAUUAAACCGCUCUUGAAAAAACCUACUCUUGAUCCUGAAAUUUUGGCCAAUUAUAGACCUAUUUCUAACUUACCAUUUCUCUCCAAAGUCCUUGAAAGAGUGGUAAUUAAACAGCUCUGUCAGCACCUACAGGACAAUAGUUUAUUUGAACAGUUCCAGUCUGGCUUUCGAGCUCAUCAUAGCACUGAAACCGCAUUAGUUAAAGUAACUAAUGACUUGUUACUUGGCGCUGACGUUGGAUUAGUCUCGAUCCUGGUUCUGUUGGACCCGAGCGCAGCCUUUGACACAAUCGACCAUAAUAUCUUAUUGCAGAGAUUAGAAUGUGACAUAGGCAUUAGAGGAGCAGCCCUCUGCUGGUUUAAAUCAUAUUUAUCUAAUAGGUACCAGUUUGUCAAUGUAAACCAACAAUCAUCAUCGUACUCUAGAGUUAGUUGUGGUGUGCCGCAAGGAUCGGUCCUCGGGCCCAUCUUGUUUACGCUGUAUAUGCUUCCUCUAGGUAAUAUCAUCAGAAAACAUAGCAUUAACUUUCAUUGUUACGCUGACGACACACAACUGUAUUUAUCAAUUAAACCUGAGCAGGUCAGGCAAGUAGAAAAACUAAGCGCCUGCGUCCGAGAUAUAAAUACCUGGAUGAGCACUAACUAUCUUCUACUUAACCCUGAAAAGACAGAAGUCCUUAUAAUAGGCCCGAAAAGUGUUAGAGACUCUUUAUCUGCCCAGAUAGUCACUCUGGACAAUGUAAGUGUAGCCUCCAGCGCCACAGUUAAAAACCUAGGAGUUUUAUUUGACCCUGACUUAUCGUUUAAAGCACACAUUAAACAAACCUGUAGAACGGCUUUCUUUCACCUGCGCAACAUCGCCAAAAUUAGAAAUAUUUUAUCUAAAAGCGAUGCAGAAAAAUUAAUUCACGCGUUCGUUACAUUGAGAUUGGAUUACUGUAACUCCCUACUUGCAGCUUGUCCUAAAAGCUCUCUAAAAGGUCUUCAGCUAGUCCAAAACGCAGCAGCAAGACUUUUAACAGGAACUAAUAGAAGAGAGCACAUCACCCCUGUGCUCCAGGCACUUCACUGGCUUCCAGUCGAGUUUAGAAUUAAAUUUAAAAUCCUCCUUCUUACAUUUAAGACCAUUAAUGGGUUGGGGCCACCUUAUCUCACCGAUGCUCUGGUUCCAUACCGCCCCAACAGAACACUCCGAUCUCAGAAUGCAGGUCUACUGGUAGCAGGCAUGAAAAUCUCUCACCUUUCGGCGAAAUUCGCCGUUUUGAAGUCAAAAAUGGCGACCUACGUGAAUUGCGUAGAUCCGAGGAGAAAUUCUUUUUGGGAGGGGGGGGGGGGUCGGGAGGUUUUAUUUAAUUAUUAUUAUUGUAACGAAUCGAGUUAUAAUGUGGUGAGGGUGUUAGCAUGUGUUCCUGAAUGCACCGCAUGACGUAGAGGGGUGAGGGAGGUGCGGGAGAGCGAGGGACUUGCCUUCCGUGUUUACGUUUGUUCUGGCGGGGGAGAUAUGUGCGUUGGCUGCGGCAGAUAGCAGUCGUGUUGUUCAAUAAGUUUCCACAAAUAAAGAAUUUCGAUCUGAUUAAACGGUUGACUAUUAUCAACGUUACAUUAUUAUUAUCAUCAUGUGAUUAACUUAGUACGUAAACUGAGCACUUAAGAAAUCGGUUCUUUAAAAAAUGUCACACUUGGACAGUCAGCAAAUCCUUCUAGAUGCUUCGCUGACGAGAACCAAUCAUCGGCCCAAGGUGCGUUCCAUUAUUCCAAACGCGCGCACUCCUUACUGUACAUGGAGUGCUCGGAGAGCCUUUGGGUGGCAUUGCAUAGCUGCGAAAACAAAAACCAGGCCUUAUCCACACCGGGGCAGACCAGAGCGCAGCAUACACACUUGCCUGUAUUUGCCAGCAGAUUGAAUUUGGUGAGUAAUGGUUUCAAUCGUUUUCACAUUUUGCGAUAUAAAAAAGUUACUGCCAUUCGUUGCAGCUUGCGUUGAACACUACCAAAGCUAGCCAAAUCUCCCAUGAAAAAAAUAGCUCCCGUUAAAUUGGCGUCAAGCUUGUGUAUUUAGCGGUAAUAUAAACGAAGAAACACACUGUUGAGUCAAAUUAAGCGGCAUGCUCUCGGGUGGGAGUGGCGCCUCACAUCGCUCCCGUCGUCCGCCGGAGACGCGUUAUUUUCGGCUUGGAUUUGAGCUGACGGCCGGUGUCGGCACAACACCGGCCCGACGAGUGGUGGGAAUGAGUCCUGCUUCUUAAAGCUUUUCAGAAAUACAGGGAUCCCUCGUUUUUCGCUGUUAAUGGGGACCAGAACCCGCCGCAAUAAGUGAAAACCGCGAAGUAGUCCCCCCCGCCCCCCCAUUUUUUUGUGCGUGUUCAAUGCAUUUAUUCAGAUUUUACAUUGGAAAAAAGAUAAAUAUAUGACAUGUUUUUUCACUUUUUUCACCAAAGUAUCAUUUAUAAAUGGUUUUCAAGCACUUCAAAAUGUAAGAAUUAUGAUAAGUUUUAAACAUGUUACUGCCCCACCGAAUUAUUUUUAAACAAGAAUAAAGUAGUAAGAAAAUGCUUGGCUUUAGUAAAUGCUUCAUAGUGAGUCUACUCAAACCCUCUCAGGCUUUGGUAAACGGUGAUUGACACGUGUGCAAAGUUUUUCUUUUUAUAUAUAUUUCUUUGUUUGAAGCAACUUAUUUGAUUGAAUAAUGAAGACACAAAUGUCCUAGCCAAAAUGUGGCCCAAACGCAAAACAACAUUACUUCAAUGGAAAAAUUUGUUUCAAUCAAGUAAAAUAGUUUUCAAAUGCUUUUUUUGUCUCAAAUUUAUUUUUGCAAUCAAAAACAAUUUUUUUUAAUUGAAGUGACUUUUUGGGGAUUAAAAGUAUAUACUGUAUUUUGAUUGAAGCAACUUUGUUUUUGAUAGAAGUAACUUUGUUUUUUGAUUGAAUAAUAAAAACACGAUUGAAUAAUAAAAACACAAAUCUACCUCCAUCGUUAUUGAGAGAGAAAUAAAUUAAGAAAGCUUUAAAACGAAAAGCCACCGGGGAGUCUGUUUUUGUGUUUUUUUUAAUAUUUAUAUUUCAUUACAUAGACAUGCCUCGUAGGGAAGGGAGAUUGAGGGAUAAAAAAAGGAGUUAGAUGAGGCUGCUAAAGGCAGUGGAUACCUCAUCAGCUGGGUGAAUAGCAGACCUGGUAAGAACAAGUUUGCAAGCAUAGUCGGGUAUUAAAUACACUUAUAAACACAAUUACAAUGUUAUGUUUCUAAGAUUUUAUGUCAUUGCUUUAUUAAUCAUUAGGUGCUAGAGUUGUUAAGUAUGGAUAAUAAUGAAAUAAUAGUUUUAAGAAAACUGUGCUGUUGGUGGCUCAGUGACCGUCUAAUGUGGUUUGUUCUCAGAUGAACAAGUUGAGGAAGGAAGUUUUGAUGCAGAGGUUGAGGGAAGAAAAUAGGCAGACUGACUGAGUCAAAGCCAGAAAGUGUUAAUGACAGUUUUGAUUUCUAUUCACUGUUGCCCCCUCCCAAUUAAAGUAUGUCACAGUCGCAGCCAAUAAUUAUCUAAAGCUGGUUAAAAUUGAAGUUAUGUUGUUUUAAGGUGUAUUAAAUACUUGUUCAUGUGCUCCUUUUGAUCUACGAGCACCCGCCCCUCCACCGGUCUCUGCACGGCCCUGCUGAAACACAGUGUGGGUCGACAGAGCUCAAUAUUUUAUUGGGGUGUACAGUGUACUGGAACAUAUUUCCUCCACACCCUUCUCACCUUUUUGACCCCUGACCCAUUUUCAUGCCUGUGGUAGUUCCCAGGGUUUCUAAAAGUACUGUCGGAGCUAGAGCCUUUAGCCACCAAGCCCCUGUUUUAUGGAAUCAGCUUCCAGCUAGUAUUAAAGAAGCCGAGACAGUCUGCACAUUUAAGAUUAGAUUAAAAACGUUCCUAUUCGACAAAGCUUAUGGUUAGGCUAGUUGAAGUCGGAGUAGACUCACAGUUUAGUCUAAGCUGCACUAGAAGCUAUAAUGCUGGGGGCAGUACAGCCGCUGAGUUCUAUCUCCUUUUCUUACUCUACCUACCACUUGUCUUACUUUAUUUCUAUUUUCCAAUGUUAAUAUCUAGUUGUCUAGUCUCUUCAUCACUAGUCACCCGGUGUCCCCUUUCCCCCCUCCCCUCUGGGGAGGGGCUAUUUUCCAGCUGCAGCCUCCUGACUGUCCGGACCCCUGGCUGGAUAGACGUCCUCGCUGCUACCCCCGUCUCAUCUGACUAGAGGGACUUCUUCUUGCUCCUUUACUCCACUGUAUUUUUACGGACUAUAAUUUCGCUUGCUAAUUCCCAUUAGCCGUUUUGGGGGUUCCUGUCUAUCCGUCCUGGGAGUGGAUCUCUCCUGACUGUGGUACUCCCCAAGGUUUCUCAUUUUUCUCCCAAUUGACUCUGGAGUUUUUGGAGUUUUUCCUUGCCGGCAUGGAGGGUCUUAAGGAUAGGGGAUACCCAGGACUUAAAUUGCAUCUAUUCAUCUUUGUUGCUUCAUUUCUAAUUGUGUAUCUUAUUGCCUCUGUUAAGCCCUUUGAGACUUCUGUUGUGAUUGAGGGCUAUACAAAUAAAAUUGAAUUGAAUUGAAAUUGAAUUGAAACCCGUACAUGCAAUCCAAGCCAUACGUCCAUAUUUUGUAUAUUAAUCAGAUUUUGUUGCACUGCAUACUUCAAACUUGUCACCCCAAAUGAUUGUCAGUACUUACAGUAGAUAGCGCCAAACCUUUUUCUGAAAGAGGAAAGAAAGAAGUUAAGGAAGAACUUUUCUUUUUUUUAAGCUUGUAAUCAAGUAUCAAAACUCACAAAAGUCAAAUAAAGCAAACUGUAGUAAACUAAAUAGAAUAUAAAUUAAACAAUUGGGGGGGGGCCCUAGUGGUCAGGGGCCCUAAGCAGCUGCAUAGUCUGCGUAUAGGCUGGGCUUGCCCUGCCUGUACAUUUUGGAUUGUUUCCUGUUGAUUCUACCACAUUUUUUCCGUCACCUCCUGUUCACUGUUGACUUCCUUGUUGAUUUGAGGUGUCACUUCCUGUACAUUUUUGAUCCUUUCCUUUUGCUUUUAGGGCAUUUCCCUGUCACCUCCUCUUGAUUUUGGUGCUUUUCUGGGUCACUUCUUAUUGAUUUUAGGCCACUUUCUGUACAUUUUGGAUCCUCUCCUCUUGCUUUUAAAGUGCAUGUGACACAAAAAAGCAUGUUUAUUUCAUAAUACACGCGGUAUUUUAUGCUCCUGAAUGAUAUGGACUGCUUGGAUGUGUGUGGAAGCCAUCGCUAUAUUUAUUCAGUUUUUUGAAUCCCGCGCCAGGAAAAUGAGUGACUUCCGGCAACAGUCUCGAGUUGAGAAAGAGGGCGCUGUGACGUGUACAGUAGAAGACGUCCUCUUCACGCUACAGCCGUACGGUUGUAUGAGAAGAACAAAGGAUUCAGCCGAUUUUGCGGAUUAAUACGUUUAUUUUUCGCAUUACGCCAGCCAAACGGCUGCAGAAAAAUCAUUCUGUAUGAGGGAGAGGCGUAUGCGGCUUUUUGGAGUUUCAAAAGGUUCCCAUUCACCGUGGAUAUUUACUGUGGGACCGUUGGACUUACGAGGAAGUGAGUAAACAUCUUGUUUUGUAUUAUGUCAAAUACGAAUACAGCGAUUACAAAGUAAACACUACAAACUUUCUUUAAAUAAAGGACUACUUACGUUUGAUCAUUGAUAGGCAUGUAAAAAGCUCUCCUAAUGCAUUAGCAGCAGCACGUUAGCUGCGUUAGCUCCAGCCACCCUCCUCCGGGGAACGAACUGUAAAUUGCUCUCCGCCGGGCAGUUUGCCGAUCCACAAAGACGAUCGACAACCCAGUUGUCAUGUCAAAUAAUCCGGUCUAGUUAUGUGUGAUUUUCUGCUUCGAAGACUUUGAAACAUCACUCGGUUCGGGUUAGCAUCUCGGCUACCUUUCACGGCUCUUGCUUUGUUUACAUUCUCCGAAGCCGGGGAAGGGAAAUGACAUAUGUCCGAUUUAGGUGUCAUAAAAUAUCGUUCGGGAGGUGCGACAGUAAAGGUGAAGUCGACAGUUUUUACCAUUAAUUUUGCCAUGUCGUCCUGAAUAAAUGCAUUUUUAUGAUUUCAUAUUCCAUUUAGCACAAGACUUAUUUGUCAUGACCAUGCCAUUUAUUUAGCAAUUGGGGAAAAUAUUUGGAUAAAAAGAAUAUCCUGUAAAAAUAUUGGAGUAGAGAGACUGAAACAAUGACAUUUUGCGGCUCUCUUUGUCGCGUUUUCCUCGUUCUGAAUAAUUCCCCCUCAAUGGGCUUAAUAGUAAAACCGAUGAGCCCAGUCUACCGCUGACGUCAUCCACCUGUUGGGGACGCUAAAGCCCUAUAAUGGUAGGCGUGGCUAACCGGCAGAUUAAAAGACUAAUUUCUCGUCAUCUGUGCUUUGCUAAAUUGUUGUAUAUAGUCGAAUCGUCUCAAAAUAUGAUUCUAAUUCACAUAAUAAUGCCAUUUAAGACUUUUUUUCUCGUGUCAUAUGCUCUUUAAGGGCAUUUCUCAUUUCCUUUACAUUCGUUAGUUUCUGUUGAUUUAAAGGCAUUACCCAGGUCACUUUUUUUGUUUUUGUUUGGGUCACUUCCUGUACAUUUUAAGGCAUUCCGACUCUAUUCCUGUACUUCCUGUGUUUUGGAACAUUUACUGUUAAUUUUAGGACAUUUCCCUGUCACUUCCUGUUGAUUUGGGGGUCACUUCCUGUACAUCUCUGAUCAUUUCCUCUUAAUUUUAGGGGAUUUCUGUGUCAUUUCCUGUUGAUUUUGGAGCAAUUCAGCAUCACUUCCAGUACUUUUCUGGUCAUUUUUAUCUUUUUUUUUUCCAAUUCACGGCAAAAGCCAAUUUUUUUAUGGGUGCUGGGGUGAGGGGGGGUGUCACUCAACAUACUGUUUUGUCAAACUUUGAUAUAAUUAUUUUAGAAUUCAAUUGGAAAUAAAUGGUAUUGACAGGCUACAUCUUUUUCCCGGUCCUCCCAUUUGACAACCCUGAGCUAAAAACUCCACCCCCACAUUUCCCCUAACACAGCUACCCGCACCGAUACAGAGACCGCUUCCUCUCGGACCGAUUCUCCCAAGGCGGCUUCUUCCGAGACCGAUUCCCCCGGAGUCGCUUUGUUUGAGGCCGCUUCUCCCGAGACUGCUUUUACCCAAAGCGCUUCUUCCGAGUGAGAUGCCCA
Molecule: messenger RNA, 11378 nt
Organism: Corythoichthys intestinalis (scribbled pipefish)
Lineage: Eukaryota; Metazoa; Chordata; Actinopteri; Syngnathiformes; Syngnathidae
Product: class I histocompatibility antigen, F10 alpha chain-like
Exons: 7
Coding region: 15-1202 (395 amino acids)
Biological process (GO): immune response
Cellular component (GO): external side of plasma membrane
Source: RefSeq, a predicted model, not a curated record